AUUCUCGCCGGAAAGACAGCUCCCGUCCCAUGCGUGUCAAAGAGACCGCACAGCAAAAACUUGAACCAGCGUAAAAGGUACUGGUAGUAGAAGACAAAAAUGGAGGAGACCGGUGGUACCCCAGGGGAAGCUAGGGAUCCUCAAUCCCAGAGCUCUGUCAUCACAAUCACCGUCAAAUUCAGCGGUAGAUCGAUCCCGAUCUCUCUCUCGCCGGACUCCACGAUCAAAGACCUCAAAUCCCUCCUCCAACCCCUCACUAACGUCCUCCCGCGUGGCCAGAAGCUCAUCUUCAAAGGGAAACUUUUGGUGGAUACGAUGACAUUGAGGACAUUGGAGGUGGCCGGUGGGGCCAAGGUCAUGCUCAUGGCCUCUCAGGGCUUGCACCAAGGGGACGGUCCCAUUCUAAAAGAUGCCCGGACUGUACCGAGGAGAGUUGACAAUGCUAAUAAUAAAAUGGUGAAUGAGAAGCUUCAAGUUCCUGUUGACAAGAAUAGGUUGGAACGGUGGAAAGUGACGGGGGUUGUGGCGUUGUCUGAAUCUAAUUUGAAGACCAUACCUGAUGAAGUAUGGGCCACUGGACCUUCUGCAAGAGUCCUUGAUUUGAACAACAACUCUGUUCGAGAUGUGCCUGCUCAAGUUGGCUGUUUGAGUUCCAUUCAGAAGUUGCUCCUGAAUUCAAAUGCUAUAGUGGAUGAAUCCCUGAACUGGGACGCACUGGCAUCUUUGAAGUACCUAUCUGUUCUCUCUAUGAACCAAAACCAUUUCACAAAUUUGCCUCCUGCACUGGGUGCCCUGACUUCCCUUAGGCAACUUCAUGUCGCAAACAACAAGUUGACUAGCCUCCCUAUUGAAAUAGGUCUGUUAACUCAGAUUGAGGUUUUGAAAGUCAAUCAUAACAGGAUAAGCAGCAUUCCUACAUGUAUAGGGGACUGCAAUUCUCUUGUUGAGGUUGAUCUUUCAUCAAAUCUUCUGUCAGAGUUGCCAGAGACUUUUGGCAAUCUGCAUGAUUUGAAGGCUUUGUAUCUUGGUAACAACGGCCUAAAAUCGCUUCCUUCUACACUAUUUAAAAUGUGCCUUCAGCUGGCAACGUUGGAUAUCCACAACACAGAAAUCACAACGGAUCUCCUUCGUCAGUUUGAAGGAUGGGAAAACUUUGAUGAGCGCCGCCGCUUAAAGCAUCAGAAGCAGCUGGAGUUCCGAGUUGUGGGCUCUGCUGAAUUUGAUGAAGGUGCUGAUAAAAACUGAUGGCCCAUUUCUGGAUUAUAGACGACAGUUUUGCCAGUUAUCCAGAAGUAGAUAUUCCUUGAUUUUACUAGACUAAAUUCUGGGGUGGCGGACUGCAGAUUUGUUAUAGAAUAACUAUUCAGCAUUGCAUCUUUACAUAAAUCAGUAAAAGGGGAAAGCUCUCUCUCAUUCACCAUCUAGCUAGAAAUGACCAGUUAAACAAGUUCCAUUCUGUAAAUAUUUAGCAUAUACUUGUACGUUCCAGUGAAAAGGUAAAAUCUGUUUACCCCUGAAAAAUGAAAUUCAGAGCUAAGCAUAGCUCCAUUUCUGGUGUAGCAACCAGUGGAGGUGAAAGUUGCCUGAAUCAGGUAACUACAAUUUGAAAA
Messenger RNA from Juglans regia (Persian walnut), 1610 nucleotides. Its product is annotated as LRR repeats and ubiquitin-like domain-containing protein At2g30105. Lineage: Eukaryota; Viridiplantae; Streptophyta; Magnoliopsida; Fagales; Juglandaceae. Gene Ontology annotation, molecular function: protein binding. The transcript has 10 exons. Bases 100 to 1245 code for a protein of 381 amino acids. The record is from RefSeq and is a predicted model, not a curated record.